Molecule: messenger RNA, 910 nt
Organism: Cannabis sativa
Lineage: Eukaryota; Viridiplantae; Streptophyta; Magnoliopsida; Rosales; Cannabaceae
Product: auxin-responsive protein SAUR71
Exons: 1
Coding region: 155-598 (147 amino acids)
Biological process (GO): response to auxin
Source: RefSeq, a predicted model, not a curated record
CACAUUCCCUUUCUUACCCCUUUAAAUACCUCUCUCUCCCUUUCUCUCUUUCCCAAACCCAAACCCAUUUCAUUCCUCUACUUCUCUCUCUCUCCUUUCUCCAUCUCAAUUCAACCUCAACCGUCCGAUCUAAUCUCAUCUCAUCAAACACUCCAUGAAGCACUUGAUCAGACGCCUCUCGCGAGUCGCCGACUCAUCACAAUACUGUCUACUCCGUUCCGAUGCUUCAACCGCCUCUUCCCUCACUCGUCGUCAUCUCAGAACAGACUCAUUCAGAGUUAAGCUCCGUCGUCGUUCUUCUUCUACUCCGGCGCCGACGACCGUCGUUCCUGAAGGUCAUAUUCCGGUUUACGUCGGUGAUGAGAUGGAGAGGUUUGUUGUUAACGCUGAACUCUUGAAUCAUCCUGUUUUUGUUGAACUUCUCGAUAAAUCGGCUCAGGAAUACGGUUACGAACAGAAAGGUGUUCUUCGGAUCCCUUGUCAUGUUCUUGUCUUUGAACGAGUCCUUGAAGCUCUCCGAUUAGGUCAUGUUCAGUCACGUGACUUACGUGAUCUUCUCGGUUCUCAAUAUUCCUCCGAUGAUUUCAUCUGUGCCUGAUCAGAAUUUUCUUCCUCUCUCUCUUUUUAACUUUUUUUUUCCUUCUUCAUCUUUUUUUUUAAGAGACGAAGAAGAGUGAGAUCUUAGUAGAUUUCGUAAAUUAGGAGAAAUGAUUUUGGAUUUGCUGUAAAUAUACUUCUUCUCCUUCAAAACGACGCAGUUUCAUAACGAACACAGAAUUUUAGGUCUUCUUUUUUCUCUCUCUUUUUUUUUUUGUUCAGUGUAAAGAGAUAGAUUCUACUCUCUGUUUCUAUUAGUGUUCUCUGUUACUACAAACGAAUAUAUAUAUAAAUAUAGCCGUAGUUCAUUUUU